Dendronephthya gigantea is the source of this 925-nucleotide messenger RNA. RefSeq lists its product as uncharacterized. Lineage: Eukaryota; Metazoa; Cnidaria; Anthozoa; Malacalcyonacea; Nephtheidae. The transcript has 2 exons. Bases 108 to 851 code for a protein of 247 amino acids. The record is from RefSeq and is a predicted model, not a curated record.
UAUGGUGUAGCAUCAUCACGACUGCCUUCGCCGUUGAAUUUGUUCACUUUGCAAUUGAUAGUCGAGAUAUAUUAUCAUCCAGCUUUUGAUAUCUUUCCAUACGAGAUAUGUUCGUUGUGAGUUUGUCCACGCUAACGUUCGUCGCAUAUUCUCUGCUCUUGAUGCAUCGGACAACUGCUCGGUCGACAAAGGAAAGCCAACCAACUGCUCGGUCGACAAAUAAAAGCCAACCAACUGCUCGGUCGACAAAGGAAAGCCAACCAACUGCUCGGUCAACAAAGAAAAGCCAACCAACUGCUCGGUCGACAAAUGAAAGCCAACCAACAAUUCAUCUGCCGCGUAACAUUAGCAACGAAACUACGAUUGUGACGAGGUCAAAUUUGAACGAGACUGAAUGUAAGAUGUCGAUAAAAGAGGAAGAUUGGAAGAAGUUUUUAACGCUGACAGAACAUAGCCUGGUAAACAUUGUUGAUCUGCAUUUCGUGGUUGACGAUAAUCACACUAAAUACACAAGAUCAAUGAUUUGGGUCAACCGUGUUGGAGGGAAACUAUUACUCUUACUCGAUAUAGAAAGCUUCUCAACAACUUUGAACGUCGGUAGACGAAAUAUGAAAAUGCACGUCGAAACUCAACCAAAGGAGUGUGUUUGGUUUAAUAAUACAGAACAGAAUUAUCAAGUUGAAACGAAGCUACUGAAUAUUUUUGGCCUAAAGAUAAAACCAAGCGAAGAACUCUGUUUUACUUUGCGUCCAAACGCAAAAAAACCCCGACAGUGUUGCAAAGUUACCAGAACUGGCGUUAACAAGGAAGAAUAUGAGUGUUAUCUGAGCCUUGGACCACCAUUUGUGUAAAAUUUGCCCUUAUCAUCGUCUUCGCGUUUGGUGUCAUUGAACUGGUCAGAAUAUUGCAAGCUGUUGACGCUUCA